CGUGAUCAACGCAUGACGAGUUUCUUGAACAAGUGGAUAAUUAAUAUGGAUUGAAACUCGCUUUUUUUAUUUAAAACUUUGCUUCCAUCUUUAAACCCAAUGAAAUGGAGUAUGUGGCUUAGAUAAACACGCCAAUUUUACAUCUUUUUGGCAAGAUUUGACCAAGAUUGAUCCAGACAUCCUGACGUACGUAAGUGUGAAAAUAAAUAUUCAAUUUCAUGAUAUCAAUAUAGUUUGAUAUAAAAUUUAUUUUGUUGCUUUGUCGUAGGAAAAUUGAGACAUUUACAGGGAAUAUCAACAGGUAGCUUUGUUCUCGUUAGAAAUCGUACCGGGAAUGAACCAAGGCAACGAAAGCAUUGAGAUCUCUAGCCCUCGUAUUCGUUUGAAGAAGAACAGAAUACCAUUGGGCAUAAAGUUUCUGUUAUGGAUUCAAAAGGAUCGAGAUAAAUUGUAAGUAGAUUGCCAAGUUGGAUCAAAAAUAAUUUUUAAUACAGGAAAAUAUUCUUAAAUUACUAUUAAAAAAAUAAAAAAUCGAAUUUUAUCAGUAUUUAAUUUAAAGAUAUAUUUUGAAUGUUGUAGUUUCAAAUAUUAUUUCAAUAUUAUUGGUGUAUCACUGUAACUUCAUGGCUAUUCAUAGCCCUUUAUUUAUAUAUAAUAUUAUGUAUGAAAUACAGAGUGAAAAAAUGUAUCAUAGAAAUACUCAAUGGUUGUUUGAUUGUAAUGUCAUACUAUAUCUGUAAACAAAGCUUAUCUAUAUAAUUGCAAUAUGCCAGCCCAUGGCAAAGGUCAACAAAGGCUGUACAUGAUAUCGGAUCUGGAAUUUGUGUGUCUAAAUUUCCGAAUUUAGUGUUUGAUUGUAGGGGUUAAAAACAGGGUGUCCACAGGCGUUGAAAAUCCUGGAAAGUUCUUGAAUUGGAAAAAAAUUCCAGAACUGGAAAGUCCUUGAAAAUCAGUGGAAGUCCUUGAACGUCCUGGAAUUAAUUUCCUUAACCUCCAGCUGUGCCAACAUUGGUGAUUUUGAUUAAAAUAACUGAAUAAAAUGAAUUAUUAUAUGGCUUUUCAAAAUUCUCUAUUCUGAUUGGUUGACAAGUGGUCUGUAAAAACCCAUAUCCGGACCGUGGUCCGUAUUUUCCAUAUCUGGACUGGUGUCCCAGAUGUUGUUUAUCUGUCGGGAAAUUUUUGCUUUGCAAACAGAAAAAUGUUUUGCUUUUUAAUUUUCCAACUGUGUGUCAUUAAAAUUUACAGAUAAAAAAUUCAAACAACCAAAUUGUUUUUGAUUGAGAAUGCAUGCCUACUGUAUAUUGUUACCCAGUGAAACUGACGAUAGCCGAUUUAAUUUGUGCGAAAAGCAUAUGCUUGCAAACUCAGUUCAGCCGUAUAAUAAACUGAUUAUUGACCUCGCUUGUUCGGUCUGUACUGUGAAAUAUCAGACCUCUGUUUCUUGCAUGGACUUCGCUCCUUCGUCACUCGGUCCAUACUAAAAAACCUUGGUCUGAUAUUUCACAGAACAGACCUCACGCUCGGUCAAUAAGCCGUUAUUAUUUGCUGGGCAAAUCUGUGCUAUCAGUAUAUUCUAGGUCCUUGAAUAUACUGAUAAAGGGCCAUGAAAGUCUUGGAAAAGUCCUCGAAUUUCACCUUCACCAAAUUACGGUGGACACCUUGUGAAAAUGCUUCUGAAAUGCUCUAUGUGGUUGUAGAUCCAAUAACUAAUUAGUUUGCAUAUGUUUCAUUAAAGAUGAGCCUUACUUAUUUUCUCUAACAAAGCCCAGUGAAAUAUUCAAAAUCUUAUUGUUGUUGAACACAUUAUUCUGAACAUGUGUAGUGCUUCUUUGUCAGCAGCUAAAGUAUCUUACUGGGCUAGCCCGCUUGUAAGUGUUAAUUUAUAUGGAGAGAUUUUCAUUGCAGUAAGCGAGAUCUCUGCAACUGGGCCAGCCUGCUUGUCCAUAUACUGUAAACGAUCAGUAAUUUUCAGUAUAAAAAUAACUGCACAGUCACAGUGAGAUCUCGCUUACCGGGCUGUCUCACCAAGUGGGCUAGCCUGACUUGCAUAUAAACAACACCCCUAAAAGCUUGCAGAGUAUAUUAUUUUAUUUAAUGUUAAUUGCCUUGUUUCUAGAUACCGUGCUCAUAUUUUUGUUAUUACAUUCAUUGCUUACGCAUCAUACCAUCUGUCAAGAAAACCAAUCUCAGUUGUCAAGGUUAGAAUUGUUUAAAUUUCUGUAUUCCGUUUUAAAACAACAUUCUUUCACCAAUGUCUUUCUGUUAAUAUGAUAUUAUUUUCAGGGCCGCCGUCAAGUUGUAUAGGACCUGAGUGGGGCAAAACAUUUCCAGGGCACCUUAUAACAUCAUAAAUUGUAAAAUCACUAUGGGAGAAACAGGUCAACUGUUAGGCUGCUGGCUGUUUGAAGUUAGGACAAUUUCUUAUUUGACAGUGCAUUAAAAUUGAAGCAUGUAAUAGCUAAAACAUUUUGUCAAAAGCUUUGGAAACCUGUAGAUUUGAACUUACCUUCAAAUGCAAUUUGAAAUUGGUUUAAUGUGACUAGCGAUCUCAACUGCAAACGUCAAUUUUAACAUUACUGCUGAUUCUGUACUGACAUACUCUGAGCUGAUUUAUGAAGGACGCGGCUCAACCUGAUUGAGUCCAAGGAUUUUUAAGGGCACCUCUGGCAGUGACCUUAUGAUUCAUGUACAAUGAUCAUGGAGAACAGCUGGAAGCGUGUGGUUGGGUACCGAGGACAGCUGGAAGGGUGAGUUUGGGGCUUAUCCCAGCCCACCCUGUCAACAUUUCCUAUGGGAGGAAACCGGAGUAAGUCUUGACUGACUCUUUAUGAGUCCGCAGUGAGAAUCGAACCUACGGUCUCAGAGGAUGAAAGGCACAUCAUGUACUAUAUGCUCUGACGACUUUUAAUAAUGCUGUAUCAAUCCUGUUAUAAUUAUCAUUAAUACUGUACCAACUAUCCUCUGUUAUUGAAUUUUAGGACACUUUAAAUGCAAACUGUACAGUGAAUUCCACCUGUCAUGCCUGGGCACCAUUUGGUGAGUUACUCUAAAUUGUUGUAUAUUACUAGUUAAUUAUUCACUGUUAAAACAUGGGCGGAUUUACUGGGGG
Paramuricea clavata is the source of this 3109-nucleotide messenger RNA. NCBI's taxonomy places the organism in Eukaryota, Metazoa, Cnidaria, Anthozoa, Malacalcyonacea, Plexauridae. The record is from the annotation of a GenBank genome assembly.